Molecule: messenger RNA, 941 nt
Organism: Capsicum annuum
Lineage: Eukaryota; Viridiplantae; Streptophyta; Magnoliopsida; Solanales; Solanaceae
Product: transcription factor MYBS3
Exons: 3
Coding region: 142-894 (250 amino acids)
Biological process (GO): response to gibberellin; response to auxin; response to ethylene
Molecular function (GO): DNA binding
Source: RefSeq, a predicted model, not a curated record
CAUCAUAUAAUAUAAUUUAAACCAACUAAAUAAUUUGUUGAUAUAUACACAAUAUAUACAACCUUCUUCUCUUCCUCCCCUUUCAACUACCCCCCCAAAAAAAAACCUUUGCAAAACUUUGCAAAACUAACCUUUUUUCCUAUGGGGAGAAAGUGUUCACAUUGUGGCUAUAUUGGUCAUAAUUCAAGAACUUGUAGCACAUUAAAAUGUUCUAUUAGUGGUAGUAAUUUUAUUGGUGGAUUAAAACUUUUUGGAGUACAACUUGAUAUUGCUAAUUCUUCUUCUUCAUCAUCAUCAUCUUCUUCAUUUUCUAGCCAUAAUUUGAAGAAAAGUUUUAGUUUGGAUUGUUUGUCUUUAACAAAUAGCCAUAUCGGCCAUAGCCACUUAUCAUCAUCAUUAUCUCCUUCUCCAUCUAUUAAUGAAAGUUGUGAAAAGAGUACUACUUCUAUUAAUAAUAAUGGUUAUCUUUCUGAUGGUAUUGGUGUAGGGUGUGUUGGUGAAAGGAAGAAAGGAGCACCAUGGACAGAAGAUGAACAUAGAAAAUUCUUAAUUGGACUUGAAAAGUUAGGUAAAGGUGAUUGGAGAGGAAUAUCAAGAAAUUUUGUGACAACAAGGACACCAACACAAGUUGCAAGUCAUGCACAAAAAUAUUUUCUAAGACAAUCAAGUAUCAACAAAAAGAAAAGACGUUCAAGCCUUUUUGAUAUGGCAAGGAUCAACAACAAAUUUGAAGAUUGUCAAGAAAAUUCACAUUGGAUUUAUGGAUCACAAAAUUCUCAUCAAAAUGAAGUGCCAAAUAAUAAGUCCAUUUCUUCAAAUGGAAAUAUUGAUUUAGAGCUAAGUCUUUCAAAUAAUAUUGUGGAUAAAAAUAUUGGAUCAAUUAUAGUUACCUAACUUGUACUAAUUUGAUUACCUUGUUUAAUGAAAAGUAACUUUACUAA